Molecule: messenger RNA, 1667 nt
Organism: Phaedon cochleariae (mustard beetle)
Lineage: Eukaryota; Metazoa; Arthropoda; Insecta; Coleoptera; Chrysomelidae
Source: the annotation of a GenBank genome assembly
CCAGCAUCCCAGCAACUAGCAAGUAGCACUUCCUUUUUCUUUCGUCUUUCCUUGAAUAUCGAAAAGGGUUGAAAAAAGUGUCGAAAAAUUGUUUGGUCACGUUGGACAAUAUCGAAUCUAGAGGAUAUCAUGGCAGAUUCAUUGGAGCAACUCAUUCAAACUGAAAUAACGACACUGAAAUGCUCGCUUUGCCAGAAUAUUAUGUCAGUACCACCAGUACACCUGCUUUCCGAAGACGGAACACAACUACGAUGUGGGAGAUGUGAAAAGGUACCGAAAGAAUCAUUUGGUAGAGACUUUGUUUUCGAGAAGAUCGCAAACCUAUUAUCAUUCCCAUGCACCUAUGAUGGCUGCGAUGAGGUAAUACCGUGGGGCGAAGUGAAAGACCAUGAAGAAGUUUGCAACGAGAGGACAGUCAUUUGUCCAAUCAACCCCCUGAGCUGCAAGUAUAUCAAAGUGAUGAACAUAGAGAAACAUUGCCUGAACAAGCAUAGGGACAAUAUUUUUUACAAAUCUUUCACAAUUAAAUGCGAGACAAUACAUCUGCCAUGCGUCCUGGUAUACGAGAAACAACUAUUUUUCAUUGUAAUCGCUAUUAGCCAUUCUGAUUUCAAAAUAAAUGGUGUUUCAUUGAACAACCAUACACCGUUCAAAUACAAUUUAAAAUUUGCCAACUCUUCUAAUGACGCAUGUGUAACUUUUGAACAGAAGGAUAUCGAAAAAUACGAUGAGAGAAAACACUGUUUCAACUGCGUUUCGAACCAACAAUGUACUCUGAUUCAUCACCCCCUCUCAAAAACCUACGGAAAUCAAGCUAGCAGAAUUACAUAUAGCAGAGAAAUUGCUCUCAAUUCCAUAGAAACCUUAUUAAAGACACCGCACUCAACCGAGGUCCAGGUCACUGUAGAGAUAAAUUUAAAAUCAGAAGUUGUUGCAAACGACACGUCACCGAACAAUGAUAUGGAACCAACCGAUCUGAUUUCAUCCUAUCAAACGGAUCAUUUGAGGAACAGUUUGCAAUGCCCUAUUUGUAUGGAAUAUAUGAUCGGAGACAUUUGCAAUUGCGAGAAUGGACACGUAGUUUGCUUCACAUGUGAAGCCAAAUUAGAUUCCUGUCCUUCCUGCCGAACUAAAUUUGGAAAAUCCAGAAAUUUGCCGUUGGAAAAUUUAGCAGAAGUUUUGAUGCUGAGCUGUGCGUUCGCUGACAAGGGUUGUGACUUUUCUGGACAAGUUAAGAUGCUUUUUCAACACGAGAAGGAAUGUCAUUACAAUGUGAAGAGGAUGAGGCUUUGAACUUGUCUGGCUUUUACAGUUUCAUUCCAGUCUUGUGGUUUUUUCAGUUUUAUGUAAUUUGUUGAUAAGUUUUUUGUCAAAAUAAGCAAGGGCGUACCCAGAAUCUGAACUAGGGGGGGGGCAGCUUAGGCAAGGGAACUAGAAACUACCGAGAAUCAGUAUCAAUCACUAGACAUGCCAUGCUUCAACUGAGACGUUUUUUUAAAUCUUAAUAAACAUAAGUAUUUCAAUUAACUGUUAUUUGUUAUAUUUUCAUCUUAAUAAUAAUCUUCUCGGGUUCGCUGCAAAUUUUUCCAUUUCCUUUGUUUCCACCAUUUUACGGUUUUCUUCCACAAAAUUCCGAUGUACGCUCAUCAAGCAUAAUCCAGUCAGCC